CUAAUUUCUCCCUGAUGCGAACCAAUCAGGAAACAGCACAUGUCAUGCGACAACGAUAGAGAGAGAGGGAGAGUGGGAGUUGUCUCUGUCUCUGUCGUAUUCUUCAACUUGAAGAAUUUGUAACGGUCUUUCCACUCUUUCCGCCAUUCAAUUCUGAAUUGUUCUGAUAGUUGCUUACUUGCCCAAACAUUUGUGCUCUGAAAGCUGCUACUGAAUAUUUUGAGAAUAUAUUUGGAAUAUCUUCAAGCAAUUUUCAUUGCUCUAAUUUAUAUCUAUUAUAUUUCAGGAGUUUCUUCAAAUUAAAGCAAUUUUUAUUGCUCUAAUUCAUAUCUAUUGUAUUUCAGGAGUUUCUUCAAAUUAAAGCAAUUUUUAUUGCUCUAAUUCAUAUCUAUUGUAUUUCAGGAGUUUCUUCAAAUUAAAGCAAUUUUUAUUGCUCUAAUUCAUAUCUAUUGUAUUUCAGGAGUUUCUUCAAAUUAAAGCAAUUUUCAUUGCUUCAAUUUUUAACUUGUAGUUUAGCUUUCAGGAAAUAGAUUCUUGAACAUGGAUGGGGAAAACGAUAAACUGAUUUGUCAAAUCUGUAAAAAGAAAUACUCUAGUGUUUCGGCGAAAUAUCGCCAUUUGCGAGAUGUUCAUAAUGAACAACCUAUUGCAAAACAGACAGUGCAUAUAAAAUGCCCCAUUUGCCCUCAAGAAGAAAAAGUAGCUCUUGAGUCUCAUGAUAUGCUGAUUAAUCACUUACAGCAGAUUCAUUCUCUAAGUAUCAAGACAUCACUUUUUACUUUUAAGAAUGAAGAAGAAUUUGAGACUUGGAGAGCACUUGAUAACAGAAAUGUGGAUUACGUAAAACGAAGAGAUCGUAAAAUCAGCGAUGGACAGGUGGUAUAUUAUGAAUGCAAUCGUAGUAAUUUUUCAGGAUAUACUAGCCAAUGUAGCAAACGCAGCAUGAAAACUGGGGGAAGUAUCAAAAUCUCUGGUUUCUGCCCUUCUAGAAUUCGUGUGAAGAUAUGUAAUACAGGGGUGGAUGUUAAAUUUGUUGAAACACAUGUUGGUCAUGACGAUCUACUGCGAUCUAAACAUUUGACAAAGGACCAGCAGGAAAUGAUUGCUAGUAAAUUGGCAGCUGGAGUCACAAAAGAAAGAAUUUUGGAAGAUGCAAGAACUAUAACCGGCAAUAAGCUAGAAAGAAUUAAUGUGCUUAAAAGGGCAGAUCUUGCUUAUAUUAUAAGAAAAUUCAACAUAGAGUAG
This is a messenger RNA of Coccinella septempunctata (seven-spotted ladybird), 1245 nucleotides long. RefSeq lists its product as uncharacterized. Lineage: Eukaryota; Metazoa; Arthropoda; Insecta; Coleoptera; Coccinellidae. The record is from RefSeq and is a predicted model, not a curated record. The transcript has 4 exons. Bases 541 to 1245 code for a protein of 234 amino acids.